AUGCUCCCGGAUAGUCCAUGCCCUCGCGCUGCUCUAGCUCUUUCCGACCUACAACCACAAACUGGUGCCUCAACGUUUGCUGUUGGUACUGGCUCUGGGAACUGGUCUACUCAUGGGGUAGGAGGAGUCGGAGGAGAUGCUUCUUUCGACAAUCAUGGAAAUGGCGGUUUAUUCGGGGGAAACAGACAAAACGACCGCCCAUUCGAUUCCUUUUCAAACUCAGGAUUCUUCGAUAAUAAAGGCUGUGGUUGCACGUCUUAUCCAACUGUUCUCACAUUAUCUCUUCUCAUCAUAUGUGUAUCCCCUAUUGUUCGUGGUGACGUAAAAUUGCCUGAGUGCCAUUCUUUACCGAAAGUAUUAUGCUGUACUGAACGUGUUUUAGAGAAAUGUUUAUCCGGAUGCAUCGAUUAUGUUAUGGAGAAAUGUCCACAUAAACUUGAUAAAUAUGAAACUAUUGAAGAUAAAGAGCAAAAAGAUGACAAGAAAUCUGAGCUUGUAAAACAGAAGUUCAAUGUUCGUGGUACCUUGCCUCUGGCUGAAUCUCCAGCUACUGAGAAAUUUGUUGAUCAGGAGAUCCGCCGUGCACCAUCAAGUGGCGAUGCAAAAACACUGUCUCACGAGUUUCCAAUAACUGAAAUAUCCGACUCAGAUUUGACAUCGGAAUGUGGAACAGAACGCAGCCGUCCUCCCUACUCACCCUGUCUUUCACGAAAAACCGUAGAUGACCUUUUCUUAUCUUGCUGCCAGCAACAUGUUCCUGCAAGCUGCCAUUCAUUGUGCACAUACGAGCACCGUGAACAUGUAGCCGCGGAAACUUUGAUCGCUGCUGUUCAACAAGAUGGAUGUGACUUGAAGUAUCUGUCAAAUAUUCUUUAUUGUGCUAAUCAGAAUCGUGAUAAUCGGCCUUGUUGUGAAUUCCUCGGCAUGUCUAACUCAGAUCUGGGCGUUGGAGAUAGGUGUUUGCGCAUGUGUAACGUCGCCCCAUCCGGUGAUCGUAUCAACUCAGUUGAGAAGAACGACCUCGUAUGUCUAUCGAACUGGAAUGUCGUUAUGUACUGUGCACGAAGUGGACUGCGUACCAUCAAUUAA
Molecule: messenger RNA, 1089 nt
Organism: Auanema sp. JU1783
Lineage: Eukaryota; Metazoa; Nematoda; Chromadorea; Rhabditida; Rhabditidae
Source: the annotation of a GenBank genome assembly